This is a messenger RNA of Dioscorea cayenensis subsp. rotundata (Guinea yam), 1652 nucleotides long. Its product is annotated as serine carboxypeptidase II-2-like. The record is from RefSeq and is a predicted model, not a curated record. Gene Ontology annotation, biological process: proteolysis. Gene Ontology annotation, cellular component: vacuole. Bases 64 to 1476 code for a protein of 470 amino acids. The transcript has 10 exons. Gene Ontology annotation, molecular function: serine-type carboxypeptidase activity. NCBI's taxonomy places the organism in Eukaryota, Viridiplantae, Streptophyta, Magnoliopsida, Dioscoreales, Dioscoreaceae.
AAUUUAUAGUCUCAAACUCAAAGUCCAAGUCCAAGUCUUAGUGAGGAGCUCUGAGGAGUAGCAAUGGCGAUGAGAAUGAGGAGCGUUCAAUCCCUCAUCUUUGCCAUUCUUGUCUUGAUUUCUGUAUGGAGAGCUGGAGCGCGUUCUCCAUUUGAGGUUCAAGAGAAGGAAAGGGUGGUCAAGCUGCCUGGCCAGCCCAAUGUGAAUUUUACUCAUUAUUCUGGGUAUGUGACUGUCAACAAGGAGUCUGGGAGGAAUCUCUUCUUUUGGUUCUUUGAGGCCGUUGAUAAACCGGAGGAAAAACCCUUGCUUCUCUGGCUUAAUGGAGGACCUGGGUGUUCUUCGAUUGCUUACGGGUUGGCUGAGGAGGUAGGACCAUUUCAUGUGAAUCCAGAUGGACAAAGCCUCUAUUUGAACCCAUACUCCUGGAAUCAAGUGGCCAAUAUCUUGUUUCUCGAUUCACCUGUUGGUGUUGGAUUUUCCCACGCAAACAAUUCUCAAGAUAUUUUGAACAAUGGGGAUGCAAGAACUGCCAAUGAUUCCUUAAUAUUUCUGACAAAGUGGUUAAAGCGAUAUCCUCAAUACAAGGGACGGGAUUUUUUUAUAUCUGGAGAGAGCUAUGCAGGACAUUAUGUUCCUCAGUUGGCUCAAGUUAUUGUCAGAUAUAAUGAUGCAACAGGAGAUAAAUCAAUUAACCUGAAAGGAUAUAUGGUGGGGAAUGCUCUGACUGAUGAUUAUCAUGAUCACUUUGGAGUUUUCCAAUUUAUGUGGUCUGCUGGAUUAAUAUCAGACCAAACAUACAAGAAUCUGAAUGUCCGCUGUGACUUCCAGUCAUUUAUCCAUCCAUCAGCGGAAUGUGAAAAGAUUAUUGAGGUUGCUGAUAAAGAGCUCGGGAACAUAGAUCCAUAUAGCAUCUUUACUCCAUCCUGCCCGGCAAAUGCCGUGCUCUCAAAGAACAAUUUACUGAAGAGACUCCGGUUACUUGGAAGAUUGGGUGAAAAAUAUGACCCCUGCACUGAGAAACAUUCAACUAUUUAUUUUAACCUGCCUCAUGUUCAGAAAGCACUUCAUGUGAAGCCAGCAUUUGCACCAUCAAAAUGGGAAACUUGCAGUGAGAUUGUCAACUCAAAUUGGAAGGACUCUCCAAGUUCCAUGCUUCCUAUUUACCAUGAGCUUAUAAAGCACGGGCUUCGCAUUUGGAUCUUCAGCGGAGAUACAGAUGCAGUAAUUCCAGUUACAGGGACCCGAUACAAUGUUGAUGCUUUAAAGCUUCCAACUGUGACUCCAUGGCAUGCUUGGUACAAUAACGGACAGGUCGGUGGAUGGACGCAAGUGUACCAAGGACUGACAUUUGUGACGGUAAGGGGAGCCGGUCACGAAGUUCCAUUGCAUCGACCGAAACAAGCUCUUGUUCUCAUCAAAUCAUUUCUGGCAGGCAGUCCAAUGCCUACCGACCCGCAGAUUAUCGACUCGUGAAGUGGGUUGGUUUGAACCUUAUAAUUCAUGUUUUUGUGAUUGUUUGUGAUGAAUAAAUUUUUCAAUUUUUAAACCUGUGAUUUUAAGUCAAACCUGUAAUUUUUGUGAUGCCGGAACUAUCAUAACUUCUCCAGCAUUUUGACAGGUAUAAAUUGGUCAGCUUUUAAAUUUGUUCA